GAACAAGUUCAAGGAAAAAAAAACAGAGGAAAGGACAAAGCUUUGAUUUCAGCAGCCACCCGUCCAACGCUAAUAAAGAGAAAUUCGUUUUGGGUUUUUCCAUUCGCAGUGUACUAUCAAGACUUUGGAUCCCAGGGUGUUCGUUUCUUUUGGACUAAUUUGAGAAAGACAAAUUGUAUUCUUCCAUUUCUUUAGUGCAUAUGUGUGUGUAUAUAUAUUUAAGUAUGCUUUCUGCUUGAAGAUUAAAGAGAGCAGACCGACAAAGAUUAUAUAAUCAUUUGUAAAUUCUUCUCAUUCGUUGGAGUUAAGAGAGAGGAGAGAGAAAAGAAAUGGGUUGGAAAGGGAUAUUGGGUAUUGAAUACGGGAUUGUGCAGGCACCAUUAGGACCUGAUAUUUCUGGCCCUGAGCUUGUUGCUGCUGUGGCUAAUGCUGGUGGACUUGGGUUUCUCAGAGCUCCUGAUUGGGAGUCACCUGAUUACUUGCGGGGAUUGAUAAGGAAAACACGAACAUUAACUGACAAACCCUUUGGAGUUGGUGUUAUUCUGGCAUUUCCACACGAGGAGAAUGUUAAAGCCAUACUGGAUGAAAAGGUUGCAUUUCUGCAAGUUUACUGGGGUGACUGCUCAGAGGAGCUUGUACUCCAGGCACAUCAAGUUGGUGUCAAGGUUGUUCCCCAAGUUGGGAGUUAUGAAGAUGCAAAAAAAGCCAUUAAUGUUGGUGUGGAUGCAAUCAUUCUCCAAGGACGUGAAGCUGGGGGGCAUGUAAUUGGUCAGGAAGGCUUGAUAUCAUUGUUGCCAAGGGUAGUUGAUCUUGUAGGAGAUCGCGGUAUACCUGUAAUUGCUGCUGGCGGUAUUGUGGAUGCACGUGGCUAUGUUGCUGCUCUGGCCCUUGGCGCUAAAGGGGUCUGUCUGGGAACUAGAUUUGUUGCAACUGAGGAGAGCUAUGCUCAUCCAACAUACAAGAGGAAGUUGGUUGAACUCAACAAAACUGAGUAUACAAAUGUGUUUGGUCGGGCCAGGUGGCCUAAUGCACCACAACGUGCUCUAGUAACACCCUUCUUCAACGAUUGGAAAGCUCUCCCACCUCAUGAAAGUGAGGUUAACCAACCUAUCAUUGGUCGUUCCACAAUAAAUGGCGAGGAAAAAGAGAUCCGCCGUUUUGGGGGUCCAGUUCCAAAUAUGACAGCAACAGGUGACAUAGAAAGCAUGGCGAUGUAUGCUGGUCAAGGAGUGGGUCUCAUCAACGAAAUUCUCCCUGCCUGUGAAGUGGUUAAAAGGCUAGUUGAAGGAGCUCAACGACUGAUCCAGCAAGAAUUCAGUACAAUAUAGUUCAAGGAUGGGUGGCGCGCCUAUCAAAAGUUAUCAGUCAAUUGUUUUUCUGGUAGUGAUGGACCGGAUUCAUUAUUUUCCAUAUAAUCUGAGUUUUGGAUAUCCCAUGGAUAUAGCACAAGAAUUUGAAGUCCUAUCAUAUUGAAGAGGCUACACAAAAAUGCUUGAAGUACUUAAAGGGUCUCUCUCGAUCUCUACAGCCUUGUUCUUGGUUCGUGGUACUUGACUCAUUGAAUACUUUGAAGCAUUUGAAUUAUUUAGAGAUAAAUGAAUCCUUGUAAAGGAUCUAUAUUGCAUAUAAUAACUUCAAUGUUAACUAUAGUUUUUGCCACAAAGGACUUGUGAACUUGGCAAUUUCUAGAA
Molecule: messenger RNA, 1691 nt
Organism: Ricinus communis (castor bean)
Lineage: Eukaryota; Viridiplantae; Streptophyta; Magnoliopsida; Malpighiales; Euphorbiaceae
Product: (3aS,4S,5R,7aS)-5-hydroxy-7a-methyl-1-oxo-octahydro-1H-indene-4-carboxyl-CoA dehydrogenase
Exons: 6
Coding region: 330-1328 (332 amino acids)
Molecular function (GO): nitronate monooxygenase activity
Source: RefSeq, a predicted model, not a curated record